Messenger RNA from Heterocephalus glaber (naked mole-rat), 2727 nucleotides. NCBI's taxonomy places the organism in Eukaryota, Metazoa, Chordata, Mammalia, Rodentia, Bathyergidae. The record is from RefSeq and is a predicted model, not a curated record.
GCCAGCAAAAGCCCCGCCCCUCCUGGCACUUAUCGGGAGUAGCAAGCUACGGAUGCCGGAAGCAUGGUUGCCCCUGCAACUGUGUUUGGGCUGGUGCUGCCUUUAAUCCUGUGGGCGGACAGAAUUGCAGGUAUUGGUUUUCGCUUUGCUUCAUACAUUGAUAAUUAUAUGGUGCUGCAGAAGGAACCUGCUGGAGCAGUGAUCUGGGGCUUUGGUAUACCUGGAGCCACAGUGACAGUGUCCUUGUGCCAAGGUCAGGAAACCAUCAUGAAGAAAGUGACCAGUGUGAAAGCACCCUCUGACACCUGGAUGGUGGUACUGGAUCCUAUGAAGCCUGGUGGACCUUUUGAAGUGAUAGCACAACAGACUCUGGAGACAAUGAACUCUACCUUGAGAGUUCAUGAUGUAUUAUUUGGAGAUGUCUGGCUUUGCAGUGGGCAGAGUAACAUGCAGAUGACUGUUUUACAGAUAUUUAAUGCUACAAAGGAGCUGUCCAACACUGCUGCCUACCAGUCUGUCCGCAUCCUCUCUGUCUCUCUCACUGAGGCAGAGGAGGAGCUGGAGGAUCUAGACGCGGUUGACUUGCAGUGGUCGAAGCCCAGCGCAGAAAAUUUAGGCAAUGGAUACUUCACGUACAUGUCAGCAGUGUGCUGGCUCUUUGGGCGUUACCUGUAUGACACUCUGCAGUAUCCCAUUGGGCUGAUCUCCUCCAGCUGGGGUGGGACACCCAUUGAAGCCUGGUCAUCAGAAAGGUCACUGAAAGCCUGUGGAGUCCUUACAAAAGAGUCUGUUCUGUAUGAUUCUAUAUCCGGUCCCAGCGAGCACUCUGUUCUCUGGAAUGCCAUGAUCCAUCCACUACAGAAUAUGACUCUGAAAGGUGUGGUAUGGUACCAGGGGGAAGCCAAUAUACAUUACAAUAAGGACCUGUACAAUUGCACGUUCCCUGCCCUCAUUGAAGACUGGCGUCAGACCUUCCACUGUGGCUCCCAGGGACAGACAGAGCGUUUCUUUCCCUUUGGAUUUGUCCAGCCACCACAGGGUUCCAAGAGAAUAAAACCAAGGCCUCUAGAAGCAGACUCAGAAGCUGUACAGGAUUUCUUCUGCAAUCUGUUGUUAUCUUCAGAUUUGUCUACAGACAGCACAGAUGAUGGAUUUCCUCAGAUCCGUUGGCAUCAAACAGCAGAUUUUGGCUUCGUACCUAACCCAAAGAUGCCUAAUACUUUCAUGGCUGUAGCUAUGGAUCUCUGUGACAGGGACUCGCCUUUUGGCAGCAUCCAUCCCAGGGAUAAACAGACUGUAGCUUAUCGGCUGCAUUUGGGAGCCCGUGCUGUGGCUUAUGGUGAGAAGAAUUUGAUCUUUCAAGGACCACUGCCUGAGAAGAUAGAACUCUUAGCUCACAAGGGUCUGCUCAAUGUUACGUAUUACCAGAAAAUCCAGGUGCAGAGGCAGGACAAGAAGAUAUUUGAGAUCUCAUGUUGCAGUGACCAUCAAUGCAAGUGGCUUCCAGCUCCCAUGAACACUUUCUCCACCCAGAUCCUGACCUUGAGUAUCAAUUCUUGUCUUGGGACUGUGGCUGCUGUUCGCUAUGGCUGGAGCACAUGGCCUUGUGAAUAUAAACAGUGUCCCCUCUACCACCCCAGCAGUGGCCUCCCAGCUCCUCCUUUCACUGCUUUCAUUACAGACUAGGCUCCUGGACUGCCAAAUGACAGCUCCAGUAUGGUCAGAUCUUAGAUUAAAUGAUGACAACUGUUGCUUUUAAAGGAAAUUUAUAGAACGCCUCACUGAACAGCUGCCAGCUAGCACUUGGCUAUAUAUUCUGAGAUAACUGGGGCUGGCAGGCAACCUGAAAUACUUGCCUUUGUCCCCUUUUUAGUCUAAGCCUUGACACUGGACUAAUUCUGAACUACAGCCAAAUUGGAUCAAGAUAUCAUACCCUGGGCCGGGGAUUUAGCUCAGUGGUUUCGUCGCCUGCUGUGCAAGCGCAAGGACUCGAGUUCAAUCCCCGGUACCAAAAAAAAAAAAAAAAAAAGAUAUCAUACCCUACCCUAUUAUUGAGAAUGAGGUGUCACUUUUGGCCCUUUUCCUCCAGAAUUAUGGAAUGUCAGGGUUAGCAGGUUUUAAAGGCCAUAGAGGCUGACUAGUGCUUCCCGUGUCCUUUGCAAAUUCUUUGACAAGUGGUUAUUGAAUCCCGUAACAAGUUCCCAUUCUAAACUUUCCAAGUUUUUCUUCACAUGGAACUGAAAUCUCUCAUGAAAUUUUACUACAUGAGUCUUUCAGAUAAUUAAAGACAAACUUAUUUGUAUUUUCUUUAAACCCAAAACAAUUCUAUUCCUUCAGUCUAAAUAAUGACUGUUUAAAAGAAACCACCAGACCCAUGCAAGCAUAUUGGGAGGGGGUAAGAAUCUGUCGUAAGGAAUGAAAGAGAAAGGGCCAGGAUAGUAGUCCCAAGAAGGCACUCAGGUGGCAGUAACUGAGGGAUGGUGGGGUUGGAUCACAGGUUUAGGAAAAUAUGACAGUAGAGGUAACUAAGGCAAAGUGUCAUUAGAGUUAAAUGUAAGUUUUAGGCCCUUUCGAGGCAAAAAAACUUCAAGAUGAUCCACACAGAAGGAAAAAAAGGCUGAAAGUAAAGCUACAUGAUAAGCUUAUAAAAAAGUGCAGAUGAAACAUGUGAAAGGCUUUUACCCAUAUUAAGAAUCAUACUAGUUGAUUAAAAAUAGCUGAUGACCA